Molecule: messenger RNA, 1491 nt
Organism: Hyaloscypha bicolor E
Lineage: Eukaryota; Fungi; Ascomycota; Leotiomycetes; Helotiales; Hyaloscyphaceae
Exons: 4
Coding region: 416-1189 (257 amino acids)
Molecular function (GO): protein dimerization activity
Source: RefSeq, a predicted model, not a curated record
UCGCUGUUAAGGGACACUGUGAAUGGAUCGUUGGGCAGGGCUACGAGCUAUUUCUUCUUUCUUUCUUUCGUUUCCAAGCAAGGUAUUCCAGCAUUCGUUGAUUCUCAUGUUUUAGUCAAGCUUUUCUCUCGCCUCCGAGAUCUGCGCAAGGCAGGUCCCCGUCACAGUCCUUCCCAGUGGCGGCACAAGAGCGGCUGAACACUUGGCCCAUGACCCACAUUAGUGCCGUGGGGUCAACGCCAGUCCUCAACUAACUUUCUUGUCAAGCGAAUCGAAUCGGACAGCAGGCUAUGGAGGCUAAGAUGGCUGAGGAGAGAAGCACUGAGGAUCCCAUAAGGCGAGGGCAUCGAAGCAAAUCGAAAGCAGGCGAGCUUACGACAACACCACCUCAGUCUUUCAUUCGUGACCGUACAACAUGGAACCAAGACCUAAUUAUUUCCCGUUGCCUGCACGCGGAGGUACUCAAGGUGCUGGCUGGGAUCACCAAUGGAGCAAUUCCGCGUUGGGUUGGGAGAUGUCAAGAUCUAUUGAUAUUCCACUUUUGCAAUAUACAACGGCAGCCCUUGGGUACCCGCCAGGAAUGUCAUACACCCCACUCGAAUCUCCCCACUCGAAUUACACCGCAUCUCUACCAUCGAUAACCAACAGUCCAAACAAUGCAACCUUUCCAUCUGACGCAAGAUCGGCUAGAGUGGAGCCAAUUAUUCCUGUUUAUGAUGGCCGAUAUCCACCAUCCAACGCCCCAUUACAAAAAGUCGAUCGCGCCGGCAACUGCGACGAUGAAGAAAUGGUCGAAGUGGAUCCAGAUGAUUACUCUUGGAGCCCGAGUUUAAGGAAAUGCGAUCCUGUUCCGAAAUUGACGUCGAGACCGGCGCAUCGGAGAAGCAAGUCUACGACCGAGGCCUCGCUGAGUAAUGCAAGGAAGGCACAUACUGUCGUGGAGAGAAACUAUCGCGACCGAUUAAACGACAAAAUCUCCGAGCUUGGACUGUAUCUCUUUGAAACGCCUGCCGACUCACGUACCAAACCAUCAAAAUCCCUCAUCAUGACCCGAGCCAAAGAAAGACUACAGCAACUUGAAGCUCGAAACGAUGUUCUAGAGAGGGAGGUUGUAAAGCUGAAGCAGCAUAUUGCUAUUUUGGAUCAUAUUGUUGGGAGGCAAGGAGGGGUAGGUAUUGCAGGGGAGUGAGAUAGCUCUUGUCUGUUAUCCGUUAGAGAAUUACGCUAGCUCUCUGUAUAAUAUUGGGACAGGUCAUCGUUACCUUGUUAGUUAUUUUCAGGCUUUGUGCUCUUUUGCUUGGGAAUUGGAAAUGUAGGGCGCUCUGAAGGACUGGAAACUGUUGGGACAAUUUAAUUCAGCGAAAUCUUGGAUGUUACAUUGUACAGUGUUAUACGAUUCAAAAAUAAUACAUUCCCCCACACAAGAGGAACUUUAAGAAGAAUGAUUAGUUUGCGGGCGAAUUCAAACCCCGUUGUGCCCCUUGAAGCUUC